Messenger RNA from Sitophilus oryzae (rice weevil), 804 nucleotides. RefSeq lists its product as uncharacterized. The transcript has a single exon. The record is from RefSeq and is a predicted model, not a curated record. Bases 1 to 804 code for a protein of 267 amino acids. Lineage: Eukaryota; Metazoa; Arthropoda; Insecta; Coleoptera; Curculionidae.
AUGGAAACCGAAGUAAACAUCCUCAACUGGCCUUCCUCGAUAAUGCUUGUCAAGAGAAAUGGCGACCUUUUGGAUCACACCGUGUAUCGAAACCCACUCGAACAGACCUGGUACUUACACAAACUAUCAAAUCACCAUCAAGCCAAAAACAGGGGGAUUAUCGGAACAUUAGCAAAUAGGGCAAGACGUAUCUGUGCUAAUGAUUUACAUCAAGAGGAACUAAGUCAUUUAAAUAAAGCCUUUCUUGCCAAUGGCUAUAAUGACAGAGAAAUAAAGGCGGCGCUGGCACCUAGGGAGAGGAGAGACCUGACGCCAAUGAACAGGAAAACAUCAUUAAUAAGGCCUUCCUUCCAUAUGUUUCCCAGGUCUGCCGAUAGGAUUUCGGUAAAGUUCUCAAGAAGCAUAACAUCAAAACCAUAUACAAACCUACCGAAAAAUAAGGGACUGCUUAAGACCAGCAAAAGACAAAAGAGAACCAUUAUCCUCUGCAGGGAUCUACCAUAUACCUUGUUCUGCGGUAGCGUAUAUAUUGGAACUACCAAACGCUCAGUAGGAACGAGACUUACGGAACACAAGAGAAACUGCAGAUUAGGGCAAACAGAGAAGUCAGCCGUAGCAGAACAUGCUCUAAGAGAUGGUGAUCACAAAAUCCAAUUCGAAGACACCCAAGUCAUUGCCACAACAUCUGGAUAUCAUCCUCGUCUGGUCACAGGGAAGCUGUUGAAAUUCACAAACAUCCAAAUAAUUUCAACAGGAAGGAAGAAACUUUCUACCUUAACAGAAUUUGGCAUCAGCUAUAUCUAG